AUGAUAUUUAAAUUUCCAACACACUGCCCUAAAAACCACGUAUGUUAUACCUUUUAUUUUUUUCUUUAUUCCGUGGUUGCCGACACAUAUACAAAAACACAAGAUGUACUCGACACCUACCCCCAACCUAAGGCUGAUGGGAGUGGUGCCGACCAAAUCGAGCUCCACCUCAACUCCAACAAGAAAGAAAAGGGGGAAGAAGAGAGAGGGUGUGGAUUGCCGAGUGGGGGAAAAGAAAUGGGGAAGGAGGGAGGAAGAAGAAAAAGCCUCAGUUUCCCAUUAUCGAGUUUGACUCCAAGCUCGACACGUCAUGUUCACGACUCGGUAUUUGACGAGUCCACCUCACUAAUGCCGUGGUUAACCCGAGAAUUCAUCUUUGAAGGCAUAAAGUCGUAA
Messenger RNA from Lactuca saligna, 396 nucleotides. NCBI's taxonomy places the organism in Eukaryota, Viridiplantae, Streptophyta, Magnoliopsida, Asterales, Asteraceae. The record is from the annotation of a GenBank genome assembly.